UUUGAAUUUCCCAUGUGACGUCAUUAAGCCGCGCCGCUCCCGCGUGUGUUGUGAUUCGUGAAGCGGCUGGAGAAAGAAGCAUUGCUGUAUGUCUGAACGGCUACUGAAGUCAACUCGCAGAGCUUUAGGUGAUUUAAAGCCAUAAACGACUGACUCCCUCGCAUCACCAGGAGCUGUUUGGGGGAAAAAAACGUUAAAGAUGGCGUUUAUUAAAGAGGAAAGUGAACAUCUGCGGAUUACAGAAGUGUUCACGCUGAAUCAUGAAGAUCCUGGGGAACAAACAGGUUGGAUGGUGCUAAAAGAAGAGACUGGAGAACUUAAUGGAAUAGAGGAAAUGGAUCAGUAUAAGAGACGAGAUUUACAAACUGAUGAAAAAUCCACAGGAGAUCAGGAAACCGAAUAUAAAUUCAAGUGCUGUCACUGUGGGAAGCAUUUAAGACAUAGACAAAACCUUGAAAUCCACAUGAGCGUUCACACUGGAGAGAAGCCGUUCACCUGCAAGCAGUGCGGGAAGUGUUUUUCUCUAAAUCAAAACCUUCAAUCUCACAUGAGAGUUCACACCGGCGGGAAAGAUCUUACCUGCCACCAGUGUGGAAAGUGUUUCACUCGAUUCCAAAACCUUAAAGUUCACAUGAGAAUUCACACUGGUCUGAAGCCGUUUACCUGCCCAAAAUGUGGAAAGGGUUUCAGUCAAAAGGCACACGUUAUAGACCACAUGAGAGUUCACACUGGAGAGAAGCCUUUCAUCUGCCAAAAGUGUGGAAAGGGUUUCACUCAGAAGCAAAACCUUCAUGUUCACAUGAGAAUUCACACUGGAGAGAAACUUUUUAAUUGCCAACAAUGUGAUAAUAGUUUUACGCAGAUAAACAGCCUGGAUAACCACAUGAGAACUCACAAAGGUCUAAUGGUGCUGAAAGAAGAGACUCGAGAACUUAAGGAAAUGGAGGAAGUAGAUCAGCAUAAGAAACACAGUUUAAGGACUGAUAAAAAAUCCACAAAAGGAAUUCAGGAAACCAAAACCUAUAUGUGCUGUCAUUGUGGAAAGGGUUUCUGUCAUGAAAAGAACCUUGAAAUCCACAUGGGAGUUCACACUGGAGAUAAGCUGUUCACCUGCAAACAAUGUGGACAGGGUUUCAAUCAAAUUCAAAACCUUGAAGUCCACAUGAGAACUCACACUGGCCAGAAGCCGUUUACUUGCCAAAAAUGUGGAAAGGGUUUCAGUCAAAUUCAGAACCUUGAAGUUCACAUGAGAACUCACACUGGCCAGAAGCCGUUUACUUGCCAAAGAUGUGAAAAGGGUUUUAGUCAAAAAGCACAUCUUAUGGACCACAUGAGAGUUCACACUGGAGAGAAGCCUUUCAUUUGUUACAAGUGUGGAAAGGGUUUCUCUCAAAAGCAAAACCUUCAAGUUCACAUGAACCUUCACACCGGAGAGAAACGUUUUAAUUGCCAACAAUGUCAGAAAAGUUUCUCUGUAAAACACGCUCUUAUAAUGCACAUGAGAGUUCACACUGGAGAAAAACCUUACACUUGCUCUGGAUGUGGAAAGGCUUUUAAACAGAAAAGCAGCCUUAAUAGCCACAAUAAAACUCACAAACAUUAGAGACCUUUCACCUGGCAACUGUGGAAAAAGUGUCCCUGCAAAACAAGGUUAUUGUUUUCAUGUGUAACACUUUUACCACACCAAACUUGUGUUGUUUUAUUGUUAAGGAAAGAGCUGGAACUGUCAGAAUCUAGAAAAAUGAUUGAUAUCGUGUCAUUGAUAUGCAAAGAUUUUCAAUCUCUCAACUGAAAUUUAUGAAGUGAUUCAGGACAAAAUCUACCUUCAAAAUUCUACCUUCAGAUCUCAAACAUGACAUAUCAUGCUCUCUAAAGCCCUGUGUGACUUCAGCCACGAUUAGAUCGUCUCAGACAAAUUUGGGAAAUCCCAUAAGAAACCAAGAAUCGGUAGGAGGGCAGAAUCUGAUUAUGCAAUCAGCAUGGCAACUUCAAACCACUCAUUCGGGCUGAUUCUUAAUAUGCAUUCUUCAGCGAUCUUGCGUCCUCAUGUUCUCGUGUAACGUCAUCAACCAUGAAAGUUCAGUUCCAAAACUCAAGACCACAAGAACGGAGGACACGUGAAGGUUUCUGGAUGUGUUCUUGAUAUUGAGGAUGCGUGGAUGCAGACUUGAGUGGAAAACUCGCUGGAGAAGUCCCAGAAGUCAUUGCAGCUGAAUAAAGGAGGUGGAAAGCACAGCAUUCUAUACCUGUUUAUUAUUGAAUUUCACAAAUAUAACUUAUUUACCUAAGGAAUUUCCCUAAAUAAGACGAUGAAAGUAAACAUUGACAUGAUAAUCUUAAUAAAGGCAAAACCACAUUAAGGGUGUUUAUUUGCUUAAAUUUAUAUUGAAAAACUGUUUUAUUUGUAUUGAGCAAAGAACAGUCAGGUACGUACAUAUUGGGACAUCGACACAACUUUUAAAUUUUUGGCUCUAUACAACAACACAAUGGAUUUAAAAUAAAAGAAAUGUGCUUUAACUGCAGACUUUCAGCUUUAAUUUGAUGGUAUUUACAUCCAAACAUCCAAAUCAGGUAAACGGUGUAGGAAUUAUAACAGUUUGCAUAUGUUCUUCCCACUUGUUAAGGGACCUAAAGUAAUGGGACAAUUGGCUUCUCAGCUGUUCCAUGGCCAGGUGUGAAUUGUUAGAAUGUGUCGAUGUCCCAAUAUUUAUGGACCUGACUAUAUUUGUAAGGUUUUAUGCAUGAUAUAUAUAUUGAAAAGGGGGAAAACAAUAAAUUGUUGUAUGAAUGCUGUAA
This is a messenger RNA of Danio aesculapii, 2796 nucleotides long. RefSeq names its product gastrula zinc finger protein XlCGF57.1-like. The transcript has 5 exons. Bases 200 to 1603 code for a protein of 467 amino acids. Lineage: Eukaryota; Metazoa; Chordata; Actinopteri; Cypriniformes; Danionidae. Gene Ontology annotation, cellular component: nucleus. Gene Ontology annotation, molecular function: RNA polymerase II cis-regulatory region sequence-specific DNA binding; DNA-binding transcription factor activity, RNA polymerase II-specific. The record is from RefSeq and is a predicted model, not a curated record. Gene Ontology annotation, biological process: regulation of transcription by RNA polymerase II.